GCCUGGAAUCUCUUGGCUGAACAAGCCCUCUUAGACAAAGUACCCGACAGAGGACUAACCUCCACCGUGUUCCGCCAUGUUCAUCACCAACACCACAUCAUCGUCGUGCCUCACGCCAUUGGAGCGCUCUACAACCAUCCCGUCGAGUCUCUGUUGCUUGACACGCUACGAGGCGUAGUCAGUCUGUCAAUCUCUCGAAUGACUCCAAAAACUGAGGCCAUCUUCCUCUUCUUCGCCACGUUGAAAGCUGUGGAUGAUCAAUGUGGGAUUUGGUUCCCUAGAGGCUAUCUCAUCCAGCGGUUGUUUACCAACAGUUGUGCCUACCAUGAUGUUCAUCAUCAAGUAAGUGGUGGGAGGUACAAUUUUUCUCUGCCGUUUUUCCCCUUCUGGGACAAGGUUCUGGGGACUCAUAUGCCCCAUGUCGUUUUGAGGCGUCCCGAAGGAGGAUACGAGGCAAAGAUGGUCAAAGACUUGGUAAACUACAGCUAG
This is a messenger RNA of Linum tenue, 489 nucleotides long. NCBI's taxonomy places the organism in Eukaryota, Viridiplantae, Streptophyta, Magnoliopsida, Malpighiales, Linaceae. The record is from the annotation of a GenBank genome assembly.